UUUUCCUGUUUUUUUGCGUCAAGCAUGGAUGUGUUGGCGAAUUACAGUAUUUUCCAGGAACUCCAACUCGUUCAUGACACUGGUUAUUUCUCUGCGAUGCCUUCCCUGGAGGAGAACUGGCAGCAGACAUGUCUGGAGCUGGAGCGGUACCUACAGACGGAGCCCAAGCGACUCUCAGAGCUCUUUGAUGAGGAGCUGGACUGUCUCUUAACGCCGGCCUUCAUGCAGGGUGGUGACAGUGAUGAGGACCUGAUGGACCCCCUCCUCCCCAGCCUCCCUGACCAGCCCAGCCCCCCCCCACUACUGGUAGCUCUCCCCAAGGUCCAGACCAAAAUCCUCCAGGUGCCGAACCCCAGCAAGAUCCAAGCAGAGGCAGGGACCGAAACCCUCACACCAAAGGACCAAGUCCUCGCAGGCGUCAGUGCCGCACAGCUUAGCGCCGCAGUCACGUCCCUAACGCCGCCAUCGUCACCGGAGCUCGGACGCCACCUCGUCAAACCCACACAAACACUGACUGCAACGGCAGAUGGCACACUAACGCUCAAACUUGUGGCGAAGAAGGUAGGGUUAGGGGCAGCUAAACUGGUGGCAGCACGGGCGUUACCCUCACCGCCGAGCCGAGGAGGAGCCCUCAGUGACAGUGAGCAGGGAGGAGGAGGAAGUCUGGGAGGAGACGUACCGGAGAACAAAAAGAGAGUCCAUCGGUGCCAGUUUAAUGGCUGCAGGAAGGUUUACACCAAGAGCUCCCAUCUGAAGGCACAUCAGAGGACUCACACAGGUGAGAAGCCCUAUAAGUGCUCAUGGGAGGGCUGUGAAUGGCGUUUUGCCCGCAGUGACGAGUUGACACGACACUACCGCAAACACACCGGAGCGAAGCCGUUCAAGUGCAACCACUGCGACAGGUGUUUCUCCCGGUCAGACCACCUGGCCCUGCACAUGAAGAGGCACAUCUGAGGGCAAGAAGAGCAGGAGUGGGAGAGGGGAAGAAGCAAGAGGAGGAAGAGGAGGAGAGAUAGGAGGAGAGAGGGAUGGGCAGUCGAGCUACCAACCGCCCGCCUCGUUCACCCCGUCUGUAAACCAGUCGGCGGCCAUGACACCCUCAGGGCCGCGCAUCCACCCGGGGGGGCCGUAAAGAUCGAACGGACUGACGGCCCUCUCACUGGAGACGGGGAUUGGAGGAAGAGGAGGAGUAGCUAGAUUGUUGUUUUUCUUUAAAAUUACACACUCACACACUUGCAAUAGUUAACACUCCACACGCCCGUCUUUGAACGCAUCAUCCCGGUGAACCCCGGCCGCUCUCAUGUGGCUCUGGGGCCUUGGACACUGCCAAACCAACAUACGCUUUACUCGCUUGAUUAGACUUUACGCCGCCUUUUUUAUUUCUCUGUAGUCAGUGUGUUUAAACCAUAAAGCCACCGGGUGAGGAGAUUAAAUAUCCAUAUAGUCAGUUGUUAGUGCUCUACCGGUUUUUGAGAUCAAAUACUCAACUUUUUUCUUUGUUUUUUAAUGCUUCUCAUGUACGGAACAUCAGAAACCAUCAUCUGCCGCGGUCAGCUUCAGUAAUCUAUGUGAAGAAAACAACAAUGCCAGGUCUGCAGGAGAGAGACUGUACAGAUUGACUUCUAGCAUGGCUGACAAUCGCACCCAGGGCCCGGACGCCGGGUGCUUCGGUGCACCCGCGGGACCUCGGUCAGCUCUCAGGCUCUCCUCCAGUGGGUGUCUGCAUCUCUCACCUUCACUGAGACGCCUGCCGCCUCCACAGGCCAUCUGACAGAAAUGCGCAGCGACACUUUCUUCCCUUUUUUUCUACUUAGAGGACGAUAAUUCUUCUUAUUGUUGUUACUACAAAGAAUGACACUUUGUUCUUUUCUCGCUCGGAGAAAAUGUCUUAAAACUCACUGAAUUGUGUUCGGAGAAAAACAAAAACUGAAAAUCUGAGAUGACUUCAACAGAAUGUGUGGGAUGAGGAGGAGAGCGUUGUUGGUCUUUUAAUCCCCAUGUGCGCUGGCUGUGCUUCUGCAGUCUG
Molecule: messenger RNA, 2026 nt
Organism: Chelmon rostratus (copperband butterflyfish)
Lineage: Eukaryota; Metazoa; Chordata; Actinopteri; Chaetodontiformes; Chaetodontidae
Gene: klf7b
Product: Kruppel-like factor 7b
Exons: 4
Coding region: 25-954 (309 amino acids)
Biological process (GO): regulation of transcription by RNA polymerase II
Molecular function (GO): DNA-binding transcription factor activity, RNA polymerase II-specific; RNA polymerase II cis-regulatory region sequence-specific DNA binding
Source: RefSeq, a predicted model, not a curated record